Molecule: messenger RNA, 831 nt
Organism: Cordyceps militaris CM01
Lineage: Eukaryota; Fungi; Ascomycota; Sordariomycetes; Hypocreales; Cordycipitaceae
Exons: 2
Coding region: 1-831 (276 amino acids)
Biological process (GO): regulation of peroxisome size; peroxisome fission
Cellular component (GO): peroxisomal membrane
Source: RefSeq, a predicted model, not a curated record
AUGGCCAGAACUGUAGCAACAUUUAUUGCCUUGGGCGCAGAUAUCUUCGCCCUGGAACGAAUGAUGCGCCUCAUGCAGGCCGUUGGCCUCAUCCUGACCUCGUACGCGGGCCUCCUCGCCCUCGCGCAGCCCUCGCACCUCGCCGGGCAGCACCUCGCCACGCACCACACGCUGCUGGCGCUGCAGGACUGGCUCAACGUGACGCGGCGGAGCCUGCGCACGUUUUGGUUCCUGCGGGCCUUUGAGGGCAGCUACGCGCAGUACCAGGCCGCCGCGGGCGGCCUUGGCGUCGAGGACCUGCUCGACGUCGUGGCCGGCUCGCUGCUCGGCCUCUUUGGCCUCCUCGAGACCGCCACGCUGCCAGACCUGACGCGCGUCCCGGGCCUCGCCGUCUUUGGCCCCGAGCACACGCGCCGCCUCAACAUGCAGGCCCAGGCGCUGUGGUUCCUGGCCCUGCUCGCCGGCGUGCUGAGCGCCGCCGUCCGCGUCGUGCGGCUGCUGGCCGAGCGCGCCGUGCCGCGCCCCGCCGACUUUGGCGUCGAGGGAGACCGCCGGGAGAAGAGCGGCGGUGGCAGCAAGGAGGGCCUGGCAAGGAAGAGGGAGGCGGAGAGAAGACGGAGGGUCGACAAGAAAGAGGCGGCUAGGAAGAGGAGGGCGCAGAUCUCGGCGCUCACGCUCAAGAUUGUGAAUGACACACUGGACAUGGUCAUCCCGGCUAACAUUUGCGGAUGGUCUAACUUUCACCCGGGCCAGGUCGGCAUCGCCAUGGCGAUCACGUCUCUGAUCACGCUGCGUGGUCACUGGCAACGUUGCGCCAGAGCUCUGGAAUAA